Molecule: messenger RNA, 1908 nt
Organism: Neurospora tetrasperma FGSC 2508
Lineage: Eukaryota; Fungi; Ascomycota; Sordariomycetes; Sordariales; Sordariaceae
Exons: 8
Coding region: 417-1364 (315 amino acids)
Cellular component (GO): nucleus; cytoplasm; ribonucleoprotein complex
Molecular function (GO): mRNA binding
Source: RefSeq, a predicted model, not a curated record
CAACCAUCCAACACAACACCGCGACGACUACUUUACCCGCCGAUUCGUCGCGUGAUUUUACGUCUUGUUUCUGAUUGAAUCGUCGAGUGAUACAAACACCCACCACAACCCGAACUUGGCUGACGCCCUCUUCUACGCUUCCCGCCUCUCCGCCCAGAUUGGUCUCUCUCGUGCCUGGCUUGCACUUUGACUGGUCGGCCCGCGAACAAGGCUCCGAACAAGUUGACGCAACUUUUUCUUUUCUUAAACGAGGCUUCGGCAGGACACAGCACGUCGUCGCGCUUAUUACCCCGACCAACCCCCUCCUCACCUCACCAGGCUCCCGAUCUCGUCCGUCGUGUCAGCCUUCGUCUCUGCCACCACGACAACAACCAAAAAUCAUCCUAUAUAGGUCCCACAACCAGCGACCCGACACAAUGACUGAAGUAUCGUCGACCCGUCUCUACUUGGGCAACCUGCCCCGGCACGCAACCAAGGCCGAUGUGGAAGCCCACUUUGCGACUCACGGAACCGGCGAGAUUACCGAAAUCAAGCUCAUGAACGGCUUUGGUUUCAUCGAGUACAAGGAUGCCAUGGACGCCCGCGAUGUUGUUCCUGCUUUCCAUGGAUCGGACUUCAUGGGAGAGCGUCUUACCGUUCAGUUCGCCCGUGGCGCCCGUCACCGUGAGGGAGGUCCCGGUUUCACCCACGAGCGUAACAGCCAACCCAGGCCCCGACGCACGCCUCACCGGAUGCAAAUCUCUGGCCUUCCCAAUGAAACCAGCUGGCAGGACCUCAAGGACUUUGCUCGUCAGUCCGGACUUGAUGUCGUUUAUAGCGAGACUACUCGCAACCAGAACGGUGAAGGCUUCGUUGAGUUCGAAAACGCCGCCGAUCUGAGGACUGCUGUUGAGAAGCUCGACAACCGCGAAUUUAAGGGCCAGCGCGUGACCUGCGUCGCUAACACUCAACCCGACAUCCCAAGAAAUGACCACCGCGCUCGCUCGAGGUCGCCGCGUGGCCGCCCAUACCCCCCUCCCAUGGACGAUUACGACCGCCGUGGACCCCCUCCUCGCGGAUACAGCCCCCGCCGCGACGGCUACCGUGAUGGUUACCGUGACAGGUCGCCCCCACCAAGGCGCGAGUACUACGACGACAGGAGAGGUGGUUACCGCUCGCCACCCAGGCGCCCGAUCGGUGACUACCCGCCUCCCCGCGGACGUUACGAUGACCCGUACCGUGCUCCCCGCGAUUACCCUCCCGACCCGUACAUGAGCGGACGCGGAGAUGCUUACGAUCGCCGUGCUCCUCCCGUGGACUUCCCUCCGCGUGACCCGUACCCUCGCGAGCCAUACCCGCCGCGUGACUAUGGUCGUCGUUACUAGAUGCAGCCGGCGGCUCGAGAAUACGGCUUCAAGGAUUGGUUAUGGAGAUCGCGAAGUCGGCCCAAUCGGUCUUUAAGGACUCCGGACGCUGAGUUGAACUUGUCUGAAAUGAGUGAUUGAGAUUCUUGGCUCGGGGACAGUCAGGCCGAAUAGCAACAACAUGGAACACUGCCGUCUGGUGCUCCAAGAGUUGGACGAUGAUUGAUGGAGAGGCUCAUGUAACAGAUGGACAAAGGUCAUGAGAGAUGAAUGCUGAAGUAUUUCCUUGUCAUCAGACUUUUAUGUUCUUAUGGUUUGGUAAAAUGUUGGCGUCUGAGGUUUUGUGUGAUGACAGCCUGGUAUGGAAGGUUCGCGCAAGUGUAGAUUGGUGUGGUCAAUUUCGUUUCGUGUUGGAUGAAUAGCUUGAUUCUCAGCGCAUGUUACUUGCCUCUGGUUAUGUGGCUCGAGCGAAAAGAAAACGAAGAAUGGCUUUAAGGAUUAUGGCUUAUGUUAAGAUGUAUUUGUUUCCGGUAGUAGGAUUUCCAUCAAAGUUAGUCUAGUAGCG